AUGUCCAGAAACGUCGAGAUCAAGGCCAAAGUGCGAAAUCGUGACGAAAUCACGCGUUUAGCACAGGAACUUACUGGCAAGCAGCCAACUAUUCUACGACAGCGUGAUAUCUUCUACAACUCUCCAGAGGGUCGUCUCAAAAUGCGUACUGUGGAAGAGGGUGGAGCGGUACGCUCGGAACUAAUCUGGUACGAUCGCCCAGACGUAGCGGGGCCGAAAGAGAGCAAGUUCAACAAGUUCGACGUCCCUGAAGGAACUCUUGAAGCAUUGAAGGUGGGUACAUGUGCAUGUUUCUGCUAG
Messenger RNA from Cooperia oncophora, 300 nucleotides. NCBI's taxonomy places the organism in Eukaryota, Metazoa, Nematoda, Chromadorea, Rhabditida, Trichostrongylidae. The record is from the annotation of a GenBank genome assembly.